Cuscuta campestris is the source of this 1408-nucleotide messenger RNA. NCBI's taxonomy places the organism in Eukaryota, Viridiplantae, Streptophyta, Magnoliopsida, Solanales, Convolvulaceae. The record is from the annotation of a GenBank genome assembly.
AGAUCAUCUACUAAUUAGCCUAUCUAUACUCGCCCAAUUCAUCUCGUGAGGAGGUUAAGCUGGCCAUUCAUCUCGUGAGGAGAUUAAUGGAAGAGUAUAGGGCUAGGAAGAAGGACCUUCAUAUGGUGUUUAUUGACCUUGAAAAGGCGUAUGAUAGGGUGCCAAGGGAGGUCUUAUGGAGGUGCCUUGAGGCGAGAGGAGUUGCCAUCGUGUACACCCGCGCGAUCAAGGAUAUGUACGAUGGGGCUAUGACCAAGGUAAGGACUUCCAGGGGCGACUCAGGUUCUUUCUCGGUAGGGAUGGGGUUGCACCAGGGGUCUGCCCUUAGCCCUUUUUUGUUCGCCUUGGUGAUGGACGUCCUAACUCAAGGUGUUCAAGAAGGGGUCCCAUGGUGCAUGCUUUUCGCGGAUGAUAUUGUGCUUAUCGACGACACACGUGAGGGACUAAACGAUAAGUUGGAAUUAUGGCGCCUUGCCCUUGAGACGAAAGGAUUCAGAAUAAGUAGGAACAAGACUGAAUACAUGGAAUGUCGUUUCAGCGACCGGGAUACAGAAUCAGAGGUGGAAGUCAGGAUUGACUCUCAUCUAGUAUCUAAGGUAGACAGGUUUCGAUAUCUUGGCUCGGUAAUCCAGGCUGAUGGGGAGUUAGAUGCGGAUGUUGGACAUCGUGUUGGAGUGGCUUGGGCCAAAUGGCGGUUAGCUUCAGGGGUGUUGUGUGAUCCGAAGAUUUCGCCUAGAAUGAAAGGUAAGUUCUUUCGUUCCGUAGUCAGACCUGCUAUGUUAUAUGGGGCAGAGUGUUGGGCGGUUAAGAAGACUCAUGUGCGUCGUCUGCAUGCGGCAGAGAUGCGGAUGUUACGAUGGAUGUGUGGGAAGACAAGGUUGGAUAGGAUUUCGAACGAAGUUAUCCGACGUCAGGUAGGCAUGGCACCGGUGGAAGAUAAGUUGCGGGAAGCAAGGUUGAGAUGGUUUGGCCAUGUGAGACGGCGGGAUGCUGACGCCCCUGUACGGAGAUGCGAGAGGAUUACGGUUAUCGGGGGAAGUAGGGGAAGGGGUAGACCUAGGAAGAAUUGGAAGGAGGUGAUUAGGCAGGAUUUAGGACUUCUCGACCUGACUGAGGAUAUGGCCCUAGAUAGGAACCUUUGGAAAACUAGGAUUAGAGUAGCUGGAUAGGAACUCGGUGUUGUAGAGGUGGAGCCGGGGAUCUCUUGGAAACAGCCUCCCUACUUCCGAGUAGGGGAAAGGUCUACGUACAUACACCCUCCCCAGACCCUAAUGUUGUGGGAUUCACCUGGGUUGUUGUUGUUGUUAUACUCGCCCAAUUUAGAUCCUCGUCCAAUGUUUUCAAACUUUGAAUAUUACGGAUAAUUUACAUAGAAAACUUUGAAUUAUAAUGAAAAGUUUCUGCCAUA